AGUUGGGCUAGUUUGAUGGAGGAUGAUGAAGUACAAGUAAAAAUUUUUAAACUUGAAGAACUGAUCAAGCAAAACAAUAAGCAGCUGCUUAAGCUGGAAGCCAACACCGAUUUAAAAAUAUCUGGGCACAUUGAGGCCACAGAGCUGUGUUGCGAGACUCAUGUUAGGGAGAAGGAGACCCAGUUGGCUGCUUGGCGGGCACAGGCCAAAACGGCUGCAGUCGAGCUCAAGGAAAUUGAAGAUCACUUUACAACACUGCUGAACAAUUUGACCAGCUGCAGAAUUAGUUUAAUGGCCAAGAAUUAUCAACAUCAAAUUCAGAGUGAAGUGGACCUUAAGGCUAAAAUAUCCGAGCUGAGUUUGCAGCUCAAGUUAAAAGAUGCACAAAUUUUGGAAUUACAAGCCCUGACCAAUGAGAAUUUGUUAAAGCUGCAGGCGGCACACAGCAAGCUCAAGGCUUACGAUGAUGAAUUGGAAGAAUUUCAGCCGCGCAGCUGUUUGCCCUUUGGCAGUACCACCGGCAUCUAUAGGAUCAAGCUACCUGGCCAGGAAUCCUUCUAUGUGCCCUGCGAUGCGCGUUUCGCUGGCUCCGGCUGGUUGGUUAUCCAACGCCGCAUGGACGGCAGCGUGAAUUUCUUUCGCAACUGGAGCGACUAUCAAGUGGGUUUUGGUGCACUUAAUGGAGAGUUCUUUAUUGGAUUGGAGAAGCUGCAUCGCUUGACCGCUCUGCAGCCCUAUGAGCUCUAUGUGCAUCUGGAGGACUUCGAAGGCGAGAUACGCUAUGCACACUAUGACAACUUGAGCAUUGGCAGUGAGAAAUCCUUUUACGAGCUCAGCUCUCUGGGCAGAUACACUGGCAACGCUGGCAACUCGAUGGGCUUGAAUGUCAUGCAGAAGUUCUCAACACUGGACAGCGAUAACGAUAGCUGGCUGGAAGGCAGCUGUGCGCGCCGAUAUCACAGCGCCUGGUGGUAUGCAGCCUGUGCAGCCUUUUGCAAUCCCAAUGGCAAGUACUAUAAGCGGCGGCAGCUGAGCACCAGCUCGCGCGGCAAGGGCAUUAUUUGGCAACACUGGCACGGCUUCGAAGAGACACUCAAAUUUAUACAACUCAUGAUACGACCCAUAUCAGCAGCAAAAUAUUGAAAAUCAAAUGUAAAAAAAAGAAGCAGACAACUGCCUGAAAGUAUAUAACAAUUUGUAACUUAAUAAUAGAAUAUUUGUGCAUACACAGUCAGGGACAAAAGUAUUCGUCAACUAAAAAAUCAAAAUAAUUAUUGAUUAAUUAAACUGAAAAACAUAUAUUUUUUUUAUGUUCUUCGAUAUACCUAAUUCGUAUAAACGUAUUUAUAAAAGAAUUGUAAGCGAAAAAAAACACCAAAAAAGUUUGCCUAUUUUCUUAUUGGCGAUAGCGCGAAUACAUUUUUGAACAUGCAAGAAAAUAUAAACGAGACUUAAAAAUAUUUAAAUUAGUCUUUUAAUAAAUCUUACAUUUAUCAGAAAACAUAAUUUAAAUAAGAGUGCUUGCAAGGUUGCAUUCCGGCACAGAAAGUUAUAUUAUAAAAUGUCAACUUUAUAUUAAAAAUUAAGAAUACAGU
Molecule: messenger RNA, 1595 nt
Organism: Drosophila novamexicana
Lineage: Eukaryota; Metazoa; Arthropoda; Insecta; Diptera; Drosophilidae
Product: microfibril-associated glycoprotein 4-like
Exons: 2
Coding region: 16-1143 (375 amino acids)
Source: RefSeq, a predicted model, not a curated record